This is a messenger RNA of Neolamprologus brichardi, 1461 nucleotides long. Lineage: Eukaryota; Metazoa; Chordata; Actinopteri; Cichliformes; Cichlidae. The record is from RefSeq and is a predicted model, not a curated record.
UUCAGGCUGGAUGCAUGCAGGUUAUCCUAUCAUGGCACACAAAGUCUCAGCUGCUGAGCUGGUCGGUGUUAAAAAAGGUAAAGAAAUGUGGGGCCCCAUCCACGAGCUGGGACACAACCAACAGAGAGGCUGCUGGGAGUUCCCACCAAACACCACAGAGUGUACAUGCAACCUGUGGUCAGUGUAUGUGCAUGAAGAGGUGCUGGGGCUCCACAGAGGACAGGCUCAUGAAGCUAUGACUGCAGAAAAUCGACAAAGUCGAGCCAAGGAUUACAUCGCAGGAGGCAGGAAACCUGACAGCUGGAGCAUGUGGGUGGCUCUGGAAACAUAUAUGCAGCUCCAGGAAAGGUUUGGCUGGGAUGCCUUUAAGAAGGUGUUUACUGCGUAUCAUCACAUGAAGGACUUCCCCGGUGACAACAAAGGAAAAAUGAACCUGUAUGCUGAGACUUUCUCCCAGACUGUGGGGAUGGACCUGACUGGCUUCUUUAAGGCCUGGGGCUGGCCAAUAGAAACAGCCACUGAAGGGAAGCUCUCAACACUGCCUCCCUGGAACGAUCACCCCAUGACCCAGUAUAACUAAACCUCAGACCACUGCAGUGUGCAGAGAAACCGUUUCAACCAAUAUCUUAAUUUGAAGUGAAUGAUGGGCAACACGGUGAACUGAUUUGGUGUCUGGUGUUCUGUUUUAACAACAUUUAUUAGAGUAUCUGAAUAGAGAAACAGAAAUGGUGGACUGAGGUUGCAGGUAUUGAAUCUUUCCCUUUAUUUUGUACUGGUCUGAAAACAUACUAAAGCAUUGCACUAUUAUAGCAUACAUUGCAAUCAAGUGUCUUCCACUGUGCUCUAUGUGCUCUACUGAAUACUUUCACUGCAAACCUUUCAUUACAAAUAAUAGCAGUCUUUUGUGAGGACACAGUUGUUGAUAUUAGGACACUAAUAUCAUUAGAAAUUUGGAUUUACUUUAUGUGAAAAGGAAAAUAUUGGAUCUCUCAUUUGCUCUUCUGCUGUAUUUUCAUGUUUGCAUUUCCAAGUUGCACUACAGAGGUCAGACUUUUUAAUAAAAUAACUUUUGUCUUUAGUUUUACUACACUGAUAUCUGAAACAGUAAGAGAAAUCACUUUAUCUCUAAAAGACUUAUUUUUUUUUCAAUUCAGAUCUUAAGUGAGAAAAGCAGUGAAGGGCUCUGUUUCAUUCUGAAAUCUUUGUCUCUGCGAUCAUUUGAGCAAAGCCAAAUAAUUUUGUUCCCUGCAGAAAAUGCAACUUGAUGUUUAUGACUUGUGAAAACUGGAAGACAUUACAUUACUAAACAGAGAUCGUUUCUGAAGAUGAAAAUGUUCUUGAAUGUUUGCAUAUUUAUUACUUACUUGCAUUUCCUAUACUUGCAUCCAAAACUGCCAUGGUUUUCUUCCACACAUAAACACACACAGUGACAUAUGGGAUUCUAUUGCAGAGUCAGCCCUU